AUGGGAAGGCCGGAGCAAGCCUACUCCAGUAUCCUCGGCCAUGGCGAGGCUACGUCGCCCUUCGUCCCCUCCCCGCCGCUCUCGGGCGCGUCGUCUCCAUCGCCCCUGCUUCUACCGGCCAACGCCCAGAGGAGCUCCGCAGGAAGGAGGAGGCACGGCAUCGCCAGGCUGAUCUGUUCGCCCUUCGCUGCCGUCCUCAGAUCAAGGGCGUGCGCGCGUGCCAGUGCAACUACAGACGACAACCAGUCGACGAAAAGGCCAAGCCUACAGGACCUCCUGAGGAUGGAUGCGCCGUCCAAUCUCGACCUCAAGCAGCCCAGCGAGCCAGACAUGGCCGACCCGUUCGACGACUCCAGCUGGAAAGAUAGCGCCAUCGUAGUGUUUGAUUUCGGCGAGGACGACGACACGAGUCGAGCCGAAGACGAAGACCAGGAGGAGGAGGCGCCGCCAUUUGCCAUCAUCAAAGAUCAGCACGGUGCCGUUCCUGGUAACGAGCAGCAGAUGGCGAUCGUGCCUGCGGAGGAGUUCGACCAUGGUGGCCCGGUGGCAGGGAUCGGUGCUGCAGGUGCCGCCAUGCCGUCUCCCACUGUGCUGAUGAACCUGGAGAGGCUCGUGCUCGUUCUUGCGGCGCUGCGCGCGCGCUCCAGGGCCCUCAAGGGCUCCUACGGUAGGCUGGCUGGUCGCCAUCAUGGCGUUGAUGCUGACAAGGCGGAACUGUUCUAUGAUCGGCCGAUUCCGUUGGGCCGGCGGUGCAGGGUGCAGCACCUUGAGGAGACCCCUUACUUCUGAUUGUGGUUUAUUAAGUGGCAGUAAUGUUUUCACUGUCGAAGUGGAAAAGGAGAACCUUGAUUGGUUUCCUGGCCAGAGAUGUACUACUACAGAAUUUGAAUUACAAAUUACUUGUGUUAUUUUACACAAGAGUA
Lolium rigidum is the source of this 923-nucleotide messenger RNA. RefSeq lists its product as uncharacterized. The transcript has a single exon. Lineage: Eukaryota; Viridiplantae; Streptophyta; Magnoliopsida; Poales; Poaceae. The record is from RefSeq and is a predicted model, not a curated record. The coding region runs from base 1 to 789 and encodes 262 amino acids.